UUUGGUGGGAAACGCUGUAAUUUCCUUUUUUACUUUCACAGCAAUAGUGCAGAACUCAGAAUGAAUGUCCUCUUAGUAGCCAUCCUUGCUGUGUCACUUAUCCUGGGGCAGGAAUAUGAGGAUGAAACACUGGAAGAGGUUGAAUAUUAUCAAGUGGAGUAUUACUACACAGUCACCCCAAAUUACGAUGACUUUGGUGCAAAUUUCACCAUUGAUUAUUCCGUGUUUGAGUCAGAGGACAGGCUGAACAGGUUGGACAAGGAAGUAACAGAAGCUGUAGAGACUACCAUUAGUCUUGUAACAGAACAUGCAGACCAACAGAAGCCUGUAACAAUGAAACCAGUGACAAUGGAUCCAAGUCCAGAUCUGAAUGAUGCUGUGUCCUGUCUUCAGAGUCCUGUUCCCCUUCUCCUGUCCUGGGCCCUCGUUCAGGGAGGGAUGCUUCUCAUGUAGAAGGAGAAAGAAGGCUGCUACAACUCUUUGGAUGGGGAAUUGGGAGGAGGAAUUGGGAAGACAAAGAAUAAAUAUAAUCUGUUUACUCUUCUCCUUCAUGAAGGUCUGUUCUAAAACCACAACAUUAAAGAAAACACCAGGAUUUAUAGGUGGGAAGGGUAGAUUAGAAAGGUGAUCGCUCUUUCUCCCUUUUUAUAACCAUUCUUUUUUGGGUCUAAAAGCAGUAUGUUGUCUGUGGAUGCACUUCUCCAUUCAUCCGAAAAUUUCAGGUUUAUUCACAGUCCAUAAUUCUCUGAUUCUAUUGUUUUAUUUUAUCAUAUGUGGGGUUGAGACAAUGUGGAGAAAGACGAGGUUUAUUUAGAACACAUUUUCCUUUUUAUAAAAAAGCAUAUUGUUAAAAAUCUGUAAAAUACGAAAAACUACUGAGAAUGGAUUUGAAAUGGUCACAUCUUUCUCCCCGCCCCAAACUACGUGUCUUUUGCACUUAGUAAAUUAAGGCAACAACAGAUUAAAAAAAAACAAAAAUUGAAAAUUCUAACCGGGAUGUGUGCUGCCCCCUCGCGGUCUCUUCAAUGACACAGCUUCAUCUAGCCCAGUCCCUGGGCCUCUCUCUCCUUUCUUCCCAGCUAUUUUGACACUUGAUUCCCUCCCACCUUCAAAGCCUUUCGAAUCUUCUCCAGAGGACAAAUAAAGAAACUGAACCUAGGCAAAGCCAUAGCCUAGGAGAUUGGAGACCUACCCCACUUUGUUGCGUGUACUCUGAAUCGUCAACUCACGACUCAGGAUCCCUGGGAGCCUGGGUGGAAAAGUCAGGAACAGCCCGCGAGUCCUAGCGGACUGGCAUCUGAGCUCGUAACGUGCGUGGCAGGUUAUGUAAAGAAAGGGCUGGAGGAGCCGCCCCAGUGGGCGCCCGGGAGAGAACGCGGUGUUCUCGGCGGCAGUCCCCACCCUCCUCCAACUUGGAGAGGGGGAGGGUGAAACAGAGACCAGGGAGUCACGAGUCCUGGGGCCGCCGCGAGAGGUAGACGAUCCA
Messenger RNA from Choloepus didactylus (southern two-toed sloth), 1486 nucleotides. RefSeq names its product chromosome 2 C1orf54 homolog (gene C2H1orf54). The transcript has 6 exons. The coding region runs from base 61 to 453 and encodes 130 amino acids. The record is from RefSeq and is a predicted model, not a curated record. Lineage: Eukaryota; Metazoa; Chordata; Mammalia; Pilosa; Megalonychidae.